AUGGAUGGAGUGAUGAGGAUGGAGAGACAAAAGUUUCCUUUCACUAUAGAAAACAUAUUGACCAAAUAUCCGGACAGUAAUGGUGACAGGUGGACGUGUGGGACGAGUGGUGCUGCGGUGAAAGAGAAGACAGUGAGUCCUGCUGGGGACCAGACAGAGACUGUUGUUCAUCACGCCUGUGUGUGCUGCUGCUACUGCUCCCACUGUGGAGACAUACUCAGAGCUGAUUUCAUCCAUGAAGAUUUCCUCCCUGCCACCUGUCAGUAUGGAUGGCCCCCGGCGAUGCUCUCCAACCCCUGCAGGCUGGGAGAGGCUCUUAGAGAGGAGCAGCUGCCCGGUCAGGUGCACAGGAGGACCAGACGUCACCGCACGAUUUUCACCGAGGAUCAGCUGGAUGCUCUGGAGGAGCUGUUCCUGCAGAACCAGUAUCCAGACGUGAACACGAGGGAGAAAUUAGCACAGCACACUCACUUAAGAGAAGAAAGAGUAGAGGUUUGGUUUAAAAACCGAAGAGCAAAGUGGAGGCGUCAGAAAAGACUAUCGUUUGCUGUGGGAAAUACAGAAAACUAAACUUUGUACUGUAUAUAUGGAUGACGGCACUGAAAAAGAAGAGAGUUAUAUUUGUGUACGUGUGUCAGUGGUUGAGGGAAUACAUUUUAUUGUUAUCAGUUAACAAACAGGCAGACUAAAUCUUUUUUUCCACCAGAAAAUAAAUAAACAUGGAGAUUUCUGUGACUAAUUAUGUGACUUUAUCCUCUGCAGUUUUGUAGCCUAUUCUUGAAGCUGGUUGGUUGAGCACAUGAUAGAAGCACUGGUCGCAUAAACGUCUUUUAAAUCCUGGAAGACAAGUUUUAAUUUUGUAAAUUGAUUGUUCUAGUUUGCACCAGU
This is a messenger RNA of Paralichthys olivaceus (Japanese flounder), 888 nucleotides long. Its product is annotated as homeobox protein goosecoid-2. Lineage: Eukaryota; Metazoa; Chordata; Actinopteri; Pleuronectiformes; Paralichthyidae. The record is from RefSeq and is a predicted model, not a curated record. Gene Ontology annotation, molecular function: DNA-binding transcription factor activity, RNA polymerase II-specific; RNA polymerase II cis-regulatory region sequence-specific DNA binding. Gene Ontology annotation, cellular component: nucleus. Gene Ontology annotation, biological process: regulation of transcription by RNA polymerase II.